This is a messenger RNA of Drosophila nasuta, 990 nucleotides long. RefSeq names its product scramblase 2 (gene scramb2). Gene Ontology annotation, biological process: plasma membrane phospholipid scrambling. Gene Ontology annotation, cellular component: plasma membrane. The record is from RefSeq and is a predicted model, not a curated record. The transcript has 4 exons. Bases 82 to 834 code for a protein of 250 amino acids. NCBI's taxonomy places the organism in Eukaryota, Metazoa, Arthropoda, Insecta, Diptera, Drosophilidae. Gene Ontology annotation, molecular function: phospholipid scramblase activity.
UGCGGUCACACUGCUUUGUUGCUUCUCAAACGAAAUAUUAACAAUAAAUAUAUUUUUCACUUUACAUUUAUUUACUUAAAAAUGAUGCAGAUGAAAGAAUACAAGGAAGUGCCGCAAGACGCGCCACCUGCCGCACCUGGCGAUAAUAGUAAAAGCCCUGAGCCAUGGAUGAGCAUUCCAGUGGGAAGCAACUGUCCACAAGGCCUUGAAUACUUGACGGUGCUUGACCAGUUGUUGGUCUCGCAGAAAAUCGAGAAACUGGAGCUACUCACUGGCUUUGAGGCAGCGAAUCGCUUUAAGGUGAAGAACUCUUUGGGACAGAAUGUCUACUCCGCGUAUGAAGAGAGCAAUUGCUGCACUCGCAACUGCUUGGGCCCAGCUCGUCCAUUUGAGAUGAAGAUCUUGGAUAAUUUCCAAAACGAAGUGUUUCAUCUGACCCGUCCAUUUCGCUGCGAUGCCUUGUGCUGUUUCCCCAGCUGCUUGAAUAUCUUGGAAGUAUCAGCACCGCCAGGUCAAGUGAUUGGCACUGUGGAGCAGGAGUGCACAUUCCUUAGACCCAAGUUUGUGAUUAAGAAUACUUUCGGCGAUGUUGUGCUCAGAAUUGAGGGUCCCCUAUGCCCUUGGAAAUGCUUCAGUGAUACCAACAUGAAGGUAUUCAGCGUAAACAACGAACAAAUUGGCAAGAUAACCAAACAAUGGUCCGGACUUGGACGCGAACUGUUUACCGAUGCCGAUUACUUUAGCGUCACAUUUCCCCUCAGUCUGGAUGUGCGCAUGAAGGCGCUGCUCUUAGCCGCCGUAUUCUUAAUCGACAUUAUGUAUUACGAGCAUUAGAGAGCAACAAACAGCAACCAUCGACAACUUCAUCGACUGCUUACUUGUUACAUUUUAAGUUUUCUUUAAACUGCACGAAUAUUUACGUACGCACGUAACCAACGCAAGAACAAAAGUCUAUUGGCUAUCAGAAUCUCCACACCAACUGCAUCGAAA